Ostreococcus tauri is the source of this 516-nucleotide messenger RNA. Its product is annotated as Single hybrid motif. Bases 1 to 516 code for a protein of 171 amino acids. The transcript has a single exon. The record is from RefSeq and is a predicted model, not a curated record. NCBI's taxonomy places the organism in Eukaryota, Viridiplantae, Chlorophyta, Mamiellophyceae, Mamiellales, Bathycoccaceae.
AUGGGCGUCGACGCGGCGUCGAUGUCCACGCGCGCGUCGAAUGGGGGGGCGCGAUUCACGGCGACGCACGAGUGCGUGCGGGCGACGACGACGGACGGACGGACGAUGACGUGCGAGAUCGCGAUGGCGGACGGGGCGUUCGAGGCGAUCGGGGACGCGCGUGGGGUGGAGGUCGUGACGGCGGUGGGGGCGCGGGCGCGGCGCGGGGAGACGCUCGCGCGGGUGACCUGGAGCGGGUACGCGCGCACGGCGGGUGACGAGCUGUAUCACUCCGUGUGGGCGAACGCGACGGGGGUGCGAGAGGUGAAGGCGCCGUUUGAUUGCGUGGUGAAGCGGUUUAAUGAAAAGGCGAUGCGAGACGCGUACAGGGAGGUGCGAGGACCGGAGACGUGGCUCGUGGAGGUGGAGGCGAAGAACGGAGAGUUAUCGACGCUCCUGGACGAGGAUGAGUACGAGAAAGUGCUGGAACGAGAGGAGCUCGAGGCGGCUGAUCGCGCAAACGCGGCGUAUCCGUGA